Paramormyrops kingsleyae is the source of this 3112-nucleotide messenger RNA. Lineage: Eukaryota; Metazoa; Chordata; Actinopteri; Osteoglossiformes; Mormyridae. The record is from RefSeq and is a predicted model, not a curated record.
UUUAGUGCCUUUGUAUUUUGUGUCUUAAAGUAAAAACAUUUCUAACAAUUGCACGACUCUAAAAGUUUAUAUCCAAAUGAUGAACACUAAUCAACACAACCUCGAGAUCAUGUGGAAUCCAACAGGAGCCACAGGUAAAAAUAUCUGCAGACCGCUGUCACAAUGUGUAAGUGUAUAAUGGACUACAUUUUCUUUAUUUCCCAAAAAAAAAAUGCGUGUCACAUCUCUACUUCAACCGUAACAGGCAGAUAAAUAUUUAAUUAAUUCCGAAAUAAGAUCCCUAUCUCUCAAGUACUGUGACAUGUACCGGACCUUUCAAUGUUUAGCUAAAGUUGUGGUAUUUGUCUCCUUUGUCAGUAUUGUGUGAUGAUACACAGGCUUGUGUGUGUCCUGUGGCUUACCGCCUUCAUUCGCCACAAAGCCAAGUAUUUCCAGUCACCAAGCCGGCGGCACUAUUAUCGAUUUAAACUCUGAUGGUGAAAGCUGUGUCGCUUCUGAUCUAGUCAUCUUGGUAACACCUUGUACAUGACACUGCACUCAGGUACAGGCAUGUACAUUGGUAGUCUGUGAGCCUUAGUGGUCAGAGCGGACUGGAAAUGCAGGCUGUAGAAUCAGUACCAUGAAAAAUGAGUAUCGAAACCGUUUUGUAUGUGAUAGAAUUGAUACUUUCCAUACUUUUGACAGCACUAGUUCUGAGGUGGUUGUUGGUUCGAAUGCCAGCAGGGGGCUUUGUUGUAUUUCAUCAGGUCCUUUUUGGAUCAACGCAUAAGAGACAUUUUCAUGUGUCCCCACCGAGCCCACGGCCAGUUCCCAGGGUCCAUGGGACCAGACCUCUCCCUUGAGCCUACGGCUGAUUCUGUGUUGCAGGUGCGACACCGGACUUCUGACCAGGUGAUGGCGCUGAAGAUGAACACGAUGAGCAGCAACAGGGCCAAUAUGCUGAGGGAGGUGCAGCUGAUGAACCGGCUAUCUCACCCCAACAUACUGAGGUUCAUGGGUGUCUGUGUUCAGGAGGGGCAGCUCCACGCUCUGACCGAGUACAUCAACGGGGGGAACCUGGAGCAGCUUCUGGACAGCAACAAGCAGCUGAGCUGGGGGGUGCGCGUGAAGCUGGCCAGGGAUGUGGCCCUGGGCCUGGCCUACCUGCACUCCAAAGGCAUCUUCCACCGAGACCUCACCUCCAAGAACUGCCUGAUCAAGACGGAUGAGACCGGAUACACGGCAGUGGUGGGCGACUUUGGCCUGGCAGAGAAGAUUCCCUGUGAAGACUCUGAUGGGGAGAAGCUGGCGGUGGUGGGCUCCCCCUUCUGGAUGGCCCCGGAAGUGUUGCGGGACGAACCCUACAAUGAGAAGGCCGACAUCUUCUCCUACGGCAUCAUCCUCUGUGAGAUCAUCGCCCGCAUCCAGGCCGAUCCCGAUUACCUUCCUCGCACUGAGAACUUUGGCCUGGAUUACCACGCCUUCCAGAACAUGGUUGGGGACUGUCCACCUGACUUCCUGCAGCAGGCCUUCAACUGCUGCAAUAUGGACCCCAGGCUGCGGCCCUCCUUCGCCGACAUCGUGAGGAAUCUGGAGGAGAUCCUGGAGCGGCUGAAAUGUGCGGAAUCGGAGCAGAUGCAGGCGGCAGUCAUGGACGGCGAGUGGAAGGCCGUCUCCAAAGGCCCAGGGGAGAAGGUGCAGGCUGUGAAGAGGUUGAUCCCCAUGGAGCUGCAGGAUGACAAGAUCCUGCCCAAGUCCCCCCGCCCCCGCCGCAACAUCUGGCUCUCCCGCAGCCAGUCAGACAUCUUCUCCCGCAAGCCAGGCCACAAGGUGGACGUGCAGGAUCCUCACUACAAGCCCGGAGCACGGGCCGCAUCUAAUGCCCGCAAGGUCAACCCCUUCAGCGCCCGCGAGGACCUCAAGGGAGGCAAGAUCAAGUUCUUCGACGUACCCAGCAAGUCCGUCUUCUCGCUGAUGUUUGAUCUACACUCCUGCGCCAGCGGGGGGGUCCCCUCACAGCUUUCCGGUCGCCGCUGUCGCUCGCUGCCCGUGUCACCCCAGCUGCCUGGCCGGGACGCAUUGCGCUUCGCCCCUAGGUGGGACCAGGGCUCGCAGGGCCCGGACGGGAGGCAGAAGGUCCCGGCCAACUGGGCGUGGAAGUAUGCUGUGCCGGAGAUCCCGCCCUAUCGGGCCAGGCCUGAGGAGGAGGACGACGACGAAGAGAGCUGGUUUUCUAUGUCUGGCGACCACAGUGAGGCAAUGGACUGCUCCAGCAGCACCACUACUGAAGAGGAGGAGCUCUUCCUCCCGGCCGAGGCCCCCAAUGGUACCUCUGACAGAACCUGGACCUGCGAAGACAUGGAGGCUGAGAACCAGGAGGCAUCGGAGCACCAAGGCUCCGGAGCGAGGGUCCUUGGUCCAGAGAAGGCUGCCCUCAACCUCUGCCUGUUUGUGGAGGCCGGCAGCUCACCCGCACAGAAGGAUUGCAGCCUGCCUGUUGUGUCUCCCGGCCCACAGGCUAUCCCCUGAAACAGUGACUUCUAGAACACUCCGAGAGGAAGAGAGAGUGCGAGCCCUCCUCACUGCCCCUUUCAGAUACGGCCCCUAGGCAGGCUUUUGCACAUAGUAUGCAAGUUAAAGGAGUUGUAUGGAGGCGGUAGUGGGAUGUCAGUGAGGAAAGUGGACGACCCCCCCCCCCCUCAAAAGGGCUGUGCACAGGGGCAGCCAGAGACACCUAUGGAUGCCGCCAUGCAGGGAGGUGCGUGCGCUUGAUCACGCCAAGUCAUGUUCAGUGUGUCACUACAUUUCUAUGCAAUGAAAUUACUGCACCAGGUUACUUGACUGAAAACUUUUGAAGAGAGGAUCUAUUUUGAUAUUUAUGAGAUGUUUUGCUAGUCGUCUUUUGAUACCUGUUAAGAACAAGCCCUAAAGAGCGUGGUAAGACACAUUUGUUUGUGCUUUCUUACCGACUCCUUUGUUCUGAUAAACACCGGCUUUCCUUUCUACCAGAAGUGUUCCUUCACGCCAAAGACCUUGGAGACCCAGACCGUUUCGUACACCUGGCUUUUUACAGGACCUUGUAAGCUUAAGUGCAUUACUGUUGGUUUAAAAUAAAGUAAGUUGCUGGCCUUUA